AUGUCUCCUUCAGCCACUGACAAAAAACAAUCUGCUUCCGCCAGAGUGCUGGGGUCUGCCUCCGCAGGUAUCUGUGAAAUAGCUGUCUUCCACCCGGUUGAUACGAUUUCCAAGAGACUCAUGAGUAAUCAAACCAGAGUCAACAGCUUGGAAAUCUUUAACAAGGUCAUUUUCAGGGAAAAUGCCACCAAGCCAAUUGGCCAGAGACUGCUGAGUUUAUUCCCAGGUCUGGGCUAUGCUGCUUGCUACAAGAUCUUGCAAAGAGUGUACAAGUACGGUGGCCAGCCUUUUGCAAACGAGUUCCUGACUACCAACUUCAAGAAAACAUACGAGGACGCUUUUGGAGCAAAGACAGGUAAGGCGCUGCUUUCCGCCACUGCCGGAUCUCUUAUUGGUAUCGGUGAGAUCAUUUUGCUGCCUCUUGAUGUGCUGAAGAUCAAGAGACAGACGAACCCUGAAGCCUUCAAGGGUAGAGGAUUUUUCAAGAUUCUGCAAGACGAGGGGCUCGGUCUGUACAAAGGAUGGGGAUGGACUGCUGCCAGAAAUGCUCCUGGCUCAUUCGCUUUGUUUGGUGGAUCGGCUUUUGCCAAGGAAUACAUCUUCCACCUGAAAGACUACUCCUCUGCCACGUGGGGCCAAAACUUCGUUGCCUCCAUCUUCGGUGCCUCUGCUUCUUUAAUCGUCUCUGCCCCUCUUGAUGUGAUCAAGACUAGAAUCCAGAACAAGAACUUCGAGUCCAACGAGUCUGGUUUCACCAUUUUGAAGAACAUGGCCAAGAAUGAGGGAGUCACUGCUUUCUUCAAGGGACUGACUCCAAAACUGCUGACCACAGGUCCUAAGCUUGUUUUCUCGUUUGCUUUGGCCCAGACUUUAAUCCCAGCUUUUGAUAAAUUACUUAAUUAG
Messenger RNA from Ogataea angusta, 903 nucleotides. RefSeq lists its product as uncharacterized. The record is from RefSeq and is a predicted model, not a curated record. The transcript has a single exon. The coding region runs from base 1 to 903 and encodes 300 amino acids. Gene Ontology annotation, cellular component: mitochondrion. Lineage: Eukaryota; Fungi; Ascomycota; Pichiomycetes; Pichiales; Pichiaceae. Gene Ontology annotation, molecular function: guanine nucleotide transmembrane transporter activity.